Messenger RNA from Poeciliopsis prolifica (blackstripe livebearer), 1705 nucleotides. Its product is annotated as golgin subfamily A member 6-like protein 22. Bases 96 to 1241 code for a protein of 381 amino acids. The transcript is spliced from 14 exons. Lineage: Eukaryota; Metazoa; Chordata; Actinopteri; Cyprinodontiformes; Poeciliidae. The record is from RefSeq and is a predicted model, not a curated record.
CAGGAGGAACAUUGUUUUCUUUUCAUCUGCUGUAUAAAAGCUGGAGAGUCAAAGUCUCAACCCGGAGAUGAAUCAUUCACACGCCGGAGAUAAAUAUGAGUUUAAAAGUUGUCAUCCAAAUCCUACCUGAGUGGACAGAUUAUUUUGUGGAGGAAAUUCUUCCCGUUCUCCAGAGUUUGUUUCCCUACGUGAGAGCAGCUGCUCUGAAUGUGACCUUUCUCGCACUCGUCUUUGUGGCAUAUAAAUGGAAACAAAACCCAAACAGCAGUUCCUCCGAAGUUGAUGGAUCCUCCACUGUGGGAGGUGAAGAGGCAGAGAGGACUCCUGUAAAAACGGCGAAUCAGAGAAGCCAGAACUUCCUCAAUCAACUGAAGAGCAUCGUCACGAAGACAUGGAUAAACAAACUGGAAGAACGUUUGAAACAAAGUUACAUCCUUGAAAAGCAGCUGGAGAAUGAGCUGGAAACGGCCAGAAGAGACCUGGAGUUGACUGACAGGAACGUUUGGCAGAAAGAUGAGGAAGUGAAUGAGAUCACUCAGAAACUGAAGGAAAUGACUGAGGACUACGACAAGCAGCAGAGCUUGCUACAAGAAUCCAAGCGUGAAGCCGAGUUGGAGGAAAAGCCGACUGAAGCUGAGAAAGAAGACGUGAAGCAGUCAGAGGCUGAAGUCCUGCAGCAGCUGAAGACUGAACAGAUGAAGAGAGAGGAGGCUGAAAAACACCUGCAGGAGCUGAAAGCAGAGCUGGACACCAAAACACAAAAGCUGGAGAGCUUUUCAAAAAAGGUUGAAAUUCUCCAUGAGACGAUGAAGAAGACAGAAGAAUCCCAGCAGGUGUUGAUGAAGGAGCUGGAAAACCAUAAAGACCAGCAGAAAACACAGAAUCCUGAACAAUCUGCAGCCGUUGAGGAGCCAGAACUGGAGAACUUGACGUCAGAGAUCACGGAGCUCCGCAAAGAGCUGCGAGACGCUCAGGCCCAGUCUGAGGUUCUGACCGAACAGAACCAGCAGCUGCAGGCUCAGCUGGAUGAGCUGAAGGAGACAUACAAACACGAGUUUGAAAAAAUAAUCGCGGAGGAGCAGAAGUGGACGGAGGAGCUUCAAAGAGACGUGAAGGUUCUGAGGAACGAAUAUGUGAACCAGAUCUGUUCCUGCAUUAGGACAAUUCUCUCAGAAUCUAAAACCUCUGAGGAAGUUUCAGCACCGGCAGAGGAAGAAGAAAUCCAUGAAGAAGAUUCAUAAAACUACAUAUUUAUUUUAGAUGAACUGAACUUCACCAGUUAGCUAAUGACAACCCUGAAACUGCUAUUUAUAAUGAUAUAUUGAGUUUCUUUGGUUGUAUACAUUUAAGCCAAACAAAGUUAUCAGAAACAGACUAAAUGUAAUUAUUUUGCACAAUAUUUGGUUUCUUAUGUUAUCUGAAAGACACAAAACUUGUUUGGAUUACUUUACUUAAGCUUAAUUGAAAAUGUUUUGUUGUGUUUCAUGCCACAACGAGAUUAAUUUAUUUUCAAAUAAAAAUGUAUUCCAGCUUCAUCUGACAUUUGAAACAAUGCAAUGCAGAAUUUAACAAGCAACCAAUCAAAGACCUGCAUUUAUUUUCCUCAGUGUUGACUGGCUGAACCUGCAAAGGCAGAAAUAAAGAGCCUGCAAAGAUGGUCUCCACUGCACUUAUUUACAAGUAUUACAGUAAAUUUGUUGUGCAA